Alosa alosa (allis shad) is the source of this 3896-nucleotide messenger RNA. RefSeq names its product acid-sensing ion channel 4-A-like. Gene Ontology annotation, cellular component: membrane. The record is from RefSeq and is a predicted model, not a curated record. The transcript has 10 exons. Bases 591 to 2282 code for a protein of 563 amino acids. Gene Ontology annotation, molecular function: ligand-gated sodium channel activity. Gene Ontology annotation, biological process: sodium ion transmembrane transport. NCBI's taxonomy places the organism in Eukaryota, Metazoa, Chordata, Actinopteri, Clupeiformes, Clupeidae.
CUCUCUCUCUCUCUCUCUCUCUGGAGCAAACGUGCGCGCAGAAGAACAGAGCACGGCAGGGAAAAAAAGGAGGAGGGGAGAACAGAGACGGCAAAACAGCAGAGACAAAGAAGAACAAGAGGGUAAGUGAAGAGUCCAAGGAGAGUAAAAAAGUGUAGUGAAAGGAAGAAGAAACUUGAGAUAUUAAAGCAGGAAAAAAUAGAAAAUUAGGGGGAACCACUGAGGUUCAGUGAGAGAGGAUCAGUACCAAAAAAGGAGGAAGAUCAGGUGGAUAAAGAACAGCAGUGGAGAUCAGCCAAAGUAUAGAUGACAAAGGAUCAGCUUGAAUCAGUUCAUGAUCAGAGCAGCAUUUGGAGGAGACGGAAGGGGAGUAGGAAUCCAGGUGCAAGACUACAGGCAGCCAAAUCAAACAGAGAGACAGAGGGAGAGAGACUGUUUUGACUGUCAGCUCAGUGAAGGGCAGAUUUGAGGAGUAGACUCCGUGCUGCGAUAGGAAGGACAAAUCAGUCACCACGGAGCGGCCGGCAGGAGAGAGCGUGCUGCCAGGGGUGUCUGCCAACCUCCCCGCAGAUGCCACCCUGGCUGCCCAGAUGCCCAUAGAGUUCGUCUGCAAGAUCAAGUUCACCGAGGGGGACGUCAUGGCCCAGAGAGUGCCCGUGCCCAUGACUGUGCCAGGCGGAGGCGUGCCCGUGCCCACCAAGGAGACCUGCGCCCGCUCGGCCGCCGUGGCGAGCCUCCCAACCUUCGCCGGCGCGUCCUCGCUCCACGGCAUCGACCACGUGUUUGUGUCGGGACGGCUCGGUGUGCGCCAGGUGGUGUGGGCGCUGGCCUUCGUGGCAUCGCUGGCCCUCUUUCUGUACCAGGCGGCCAAAAGCGCCGUGGCGUACCUGGAGCACCCGCACGUGGCGGCCAUGGGCGAGGAGGCCGGCGGGCGCGACAUGCUCUUCCCCGCCGUCACGCUCUGCAACGUCAACCGUUUCCGUUUCUCGGCGCUCACCGACGCCGACAUCUACCACCUGGCCAACCUCACAGGCCUGCCGCCCAAGAACCGUGCCGGGCACCGGCCCGGAGACCUGGAGUACCCGGCACCGGACAUGCUGGACAUCUUCAACCGGACCGGCCACCAACUGGAGCACAUGCUCAAGAGCUGCAACUUCAGUGGACAGAACUGCACAGCCAAGGACUUCAACGUGGUGUACACACGCUAUGGGAAAUGCUACACCUUCAACGGCAACAAAACGGCACCGAAACGAGCGAGGCAGGGUGGUAUGGGCAACGGACUCGAGAUGAUGCUAGACAUAGAACAGGAUGAAUACCUGCCUAUCUGGAGGGAGACAAAUGAGACCUCUUUAGAGGCAGGAAUCAGGGUGCAGAUCCACAGUCAGGAUGAACCCCCUUACAUCCACCAGCUGGGCUUCGGAGUCUCCCCAGGCUUCCAGACGUUUGUGUCCUGCCAGGAACAGAGGCUGACCUACCUGCCCCAGCCGUGGGGUAACUGCCGGGCGUCCUCCGAGCAGGUGAUGCCGGGCUAUGACACCUACAGCAUCAGUGCCUGCCGCCUCAGCUGUGAGAGUGCCCAGGUGAUGGCAGAGUGCAACUGCAGGAUGGUGCAUAUGCCAGGGGAAGCUGCCAUCUGCCCUCCCAGCAAAGUGAAGUGUGUGGACAAAGCUCUGGCCUCCCUACAGAAGAAUGAGGGAGACAUAUGUCCCUGUGAGACGCCUUGCAAUGUCACGCGUUAUGGGAAGGAGCUCUCCAUGGUCAAAAUCCCCAGUCGGGGGUCUGCACGAUACUUGUCCCGCAAAUACGACAAGACUGAGGAGUAUAUCAAAGAUAACUUCCUGGUGUUGGACAUCUUCUUUGAGGCUCUGAAUUAUGAAAAGAUCGAGCAGAAGAAAGCCUACGAUGUGGCCGGAUUGUUAGGUGACAUCGGCGGACAGAUGGGUCUCUUCAUCGGAGCGAGCAUUCUCACUAUUUUAGAGAUUAUUGAAUAUAUCUAUGAGGUGAUCAAGUACAAACUAAAGAGACUCUUCAGACCACGCAAGUCCCAGCGGAACCAGAACCAAAACCAGAUCCCGUGCUUGCAGAACCACACAGAGCAGAACUUGCGGACCCAGCUCACAGAUGGCACCAUAGCAACGGUCAGGCUAGAGGACGUCAAGGCCAAGGAAGCGAGUGAAAUUACUCUAGCUCACCAGCAGGGGGUGUACCCAAACUCAGCUCUACCCAACCACCACCACCACCUCCUCCACCACCAGCAGACUCAGCAGGACUACACCUAUUAGCAUCACGCCCACCAUCCACCCGUCUGGUUCUGCCACCCUGUGUGUGUGUGUGUGUGUGUGUGUGUGUGUGUGUGUGUGUGUGUGUGUGUGUGUGUGUGUGUCUUUUGCCUUCUCUCCUGGUGGACUUCACUGACUUCAUGGGCCUAUCUAGACACCUGGUGUUUUACAGUCUCUUGGUGUCGUGAGCAGAACCCCCCCCCCCCAACACCUCUGCUAUCUGCUCUUGCAAAUGGAUCCUUCAGAGGAGAGAUGGCAGAGAGUUCCAGCACAAGUGACUACUUCAGAAGAGCCUAUUCACGUGGACUCUGUGUUAUAUACUUACACACUGUAUAAAACGUACAUGCUUUAUGUCCUUUUCAUUUUGACGUCACACACACACACACACACAUUCACACUUAUCAAUCUUUCUCUUUCAUGGACACGUGGCCUGUGUAAUCUAAACAACAGCAACAACAACAACAACAACAAAACAAACAAAAAAAACUGCAAAAGCAGCAGCAACGAAUCGCUGCCUCCCUUUGAACUGACAAAUUCAAAUUCGAGUAUCAACUAUUUGUCACCCUGCAAAAAUGUGUUAUUUUGUUGUAAAUAGAAAUGUUAGCACACCUUUUACUAUAAAAUAUGGGGGGAUUGUGAAACUGCUUUUUCAGUAAAUAUUGUGCUCACUAGUCAUCAUGUUUGUGGUAAACCAGAGCCACGUUAAAUCAGGCAGUUACAGCACUUUUUAGCACCAAAUAACGGUGGGAGGCAGAUGUGUCCAGUUCAAUUAGAGGGUCUAUUAUGAAGCCAUGCUUUCACCUUGUCAUUGUCAACUUAUAUUAUUAUUUUUUUCUUUUAAUAUAUACCUGUUAUGUUAAAAUCAUCUAUGUGGUCUUAAUGUCACUCAUUAUAAUAGGCCGUGUCUUCUGUGAAAAAGAUCGUGCUUUAUCCAAAUGGUUGGUAACAAUUGGUGACAAUUUAGAGGCAAGUGAUUUUGUUACAGUGCAUUUUAAUCCCUAAUUUAUCCAGACCUAUACACUAGAUGUAUUUAAGUACAGAAUAUCAAUGAUGCUCAGAAUGAAAGAUCAUACUUACUGGUAUACAGAGCUUACACUGUAACAAAUGCACAUUAAUAGGACAUGUGAUGCACUUAAUUAGUUUUGAAAACCACGAGACUCUGCUUCGAAAAGGAAGGUGAAAGACACUAGGCAGAUGAGACCAUUUCUUUUCUAAUAACACAGCAAGACACUGCCCCGGUAGCUCUGUAUCCAUGUGAGUGUGUCAGUGUACGAGAUGUGUGUGUAUGAGAGCUUCACACUCUUUGCAGGAGCUGAAGAAGAGCAGGGAGACAACGCUCUGGUAUGGCUAUGUGUGUAGAAACACAGAAUAUUAACACACCUGUUUAAAGUCAUUUACUUAAAUAUGUAAAAACAAUAUGAAGGGAAAAGCACUGGUUAUUGUUCCACAGCUGCACAGCUGAAGGUUUUUGCAUCUCUGAAUAACUGUUCAGACUUCUACUGCCCCCUAUAGACAAUAUAUACAAAUACAAAUAUAUAUAUAUAUAUAUAUACACAAACGCAAGAAUAAAGGGAUUUGUAAUAAAUAUGGUUUAUUUAUAAUAACAAGUUCUCAGAU